Molecule: messenger RNA, 1150 nt
Organism: Manihot esculenta (cassava)
Lineage: Eukaryota; Viridiplantae; Streptophyta; Magnoliopsida; Malpighiales; Euphorbiaceae
Product: probable indole-3-pyruvate monooxygenase YUCCA10
Molecular function (GO): flavin adenine dinucleotide binding; monooxygenase activity
Source: RefSeq, a predicted model, not a curated record
AUUCAUUAAGAUUCCCUAAUACAAAUGUCAAGCCCAUGUAAAUCUUAAACAAACCAUUUUUAACUUUCACCAAUCUUUUCCACUGUAUAAAGAGCAAGCAUUUUCCACAACAAUCACAAGAAACAAUCAGAAAAUCACUCUUCUCUAAGCUUUAGCUUUUGCAAGAAACCCACACACAGAGAGCUUCAAAAAUGGAAGCCACAGUAGUGAUAGUGGGGGCAGGGCCUGCAGGCUUAGCUGCUUCUGUUUGUCUUUUAAAAAUUUCCAUUUCUAAUUUAAUCUUAGAAAAGGAAGAUUGCUGUGCUUCUCUGUGGAGAAAAAGGGCUUACAAUAGAUUAAGCUUACACUUAGCUAAAUCUUUUUCUGAGCUACCUUACAUGCCUCACUUGCCCACAACUCCAAAAUUUAUGCCCAAAAGAGAGUUCGUGAGAUACUUGGAUUCAUACGUAUCAGAGUUUAAUUUACAACCUAGUUAUAAUCGAUGUGUUGUGUCUGCUGCUUUUCGAGAAAGUUCAAAGAAAUGGUUUAUUGAGGAAAACUUAGUUUCUGGAGAAAAUGAACAUUAUGUUGCUAAAUUUUUAGUGGUAGCUACAGGUGAAAAUGGUAGGCCUUUUUUCCCUGCGAUUCCUGGAUUGGAUAGUUUUCCAGGAAAAAUCGUGCAUUCUAGUGAAUACAAAUGUGGGUCUGGAUAUGAAGAUAAAGAAGUUCUGGUUGUUGGGUCUGGGAAUUCGGGAAUGGAAAUUAGCUUUGAUCUUGCCAACCAUGGUGCUUAUGCUUCUGUUGUUGUUAGAAGUCCUGUUCAUAUGGUUACAAAGCAAUUGAUCUAUUUAGGAAUGGUGCUAUUAAAGUACCUUCCAAUGAGUCUUGUGGAUGCUAUGGUCACCUUCUUCUCAAGAAUGAAGUUUGGUGAUUUGUCAAAGUUUGGAAUUCAUCGACCAAGCAAAGGACCAUUCACUCUUAAAAUUCUAACAGGACAAACUCCUGUUCUUGAUGUUGGAACUCUGGAUAAGAUUCAUUCUGGAGAGAUAAAGGUAAAAUUAACAAGAAAAAAAAAAUAUUAAGACAUUAACUAAUGAUUUUCCUUACGUUUAAAAAAUAUGAAAAAUAUUUCAUAAUAUAGUUGUUUUUAAUGAAAAGUGAUGAUCUGAAA